UUUGUAAGUAGAAAGAUGUUAAACCUUUUUACCCUGGGAAGAGUUUCUGCUUCCGUUUGGCUGCUCCUGCAAGGUCCGGAUACCGGGAAGCUCCUGCAGCAUCUGGCUGCUGUGUCUGCAGCACGCAGCCUUUACGAGGUGGCUUUGAAGUUGCCUUUGGAUUCGAAUGCCCGCAGGUCCAGCAGCGCUUGGCAUGUGGGCAUGGAGGGGCAGCACGAGCACCCGCAGCAUCUGGGGGACCAGACCAGCGCCCUUUGCAAGCUGCCAGGCCAGGACUUCCAGCACGACCCACAGAGACAUUUAACGUCAUACCCGUAUCGCUGCACGCUGGCAGACUUUCAGAUAGAGAAAAAGAUCGGACGAGGACAAUUCAGUGAAGUUUACAAAGCAACUUGUCUUCUGGACAGAAAACCUGUGGCAUUAAAGAAAGUUCAGAUUUUUGAAAUGAUGGAUGCCAAAGCUAGGCAAGAUUGCAUUAAAGAGAUUGACCUCUUGAAGCAACUGAACCACCCCAAUAUAAUUAAAUAUUUGGAUUCUUUCAUUGAAGACAAUGAACUUAACAUUGUCCUGGAGCUGGCAGAUGCUGGUGAUCUCUCUCAGAUGAUAAAGUAUUUUAAGAAGCAGAAACGGUUAAUCCCAGAAAGGACGGUGUGGAAAUAUUUUGUGCAGUUAUGCAGUGCGGUUGAACACAUGCACUCCCGCAGGGUGAUGCACAGAGACAUAAAACCAGCCAAUGUGUUUAUAACAGCCACAGGGGUGGUGAAGCUGGGAGAUCUUGGAUUAGGCCGGUUUUUUAGUUCUAAAACCACUGCAGCACAUUCCUUAGUGGGAACUCCAUACUAUAUGUCCCCAGAAAGAAUACAUGAAAACGGCUAUAACUUUAAAUCCGAUAUCUGGUCUUUGGGCUGUUUAUUGUAUGAAAUGGCAGCUCUUCAGAGUCCCUUUUAUGGUGAUAAAAUGAACUUGUACUCGCUGUGCAAGAAGAUAGAGCAGUGUGACUACCCGCCUCUUCCAGCUGAACAUUAUUCUGAGAAGCUCCGGGAGCUGGUCAGCAUGUGCAUAUAUCCUGAUCCGGAUCAAAGACCCGACAUUGGUUACGUGCACCAAAUAGCAAAACAAAUGCAUGUCUGGACCUCCAGCACCUGAACCAUCUGCAGACACUCUCAAAAGCCAGCACAGCUUAGUCUUACUUGAAUUUUUUUUCUCAGAUGAAACCGACUGGUGCCCAGUCAGCGGGUGAGGGGAGGAGCGGCUUGUAGCGAGAUGCUCCCCUAUCUCUGCAGGUUAUUUGACAAGGACUCUCACAAGGUGGUCAUGCUUUAAAGUGAAGAUUCUGUGAGGUAUUGCAAGUGAUUUUUUUUUUUUUUUUUUUUAAGCCAAUAAGAUGUUACAGGUGUAGAUCAUUUAAGGGUCUUUUCUUAAACUGUCGUGUGUAAUCUAGGAUAGAUGAUAUUAACUGGGGUGUCAGUGUUGGGCACACCUCCUCUAUCUUAACUGUAAUGUGAAAUAUUGAAAUAAUUCCUUCAGUGAAAUCACUUUAUACUAAUGUAAGAAUUUCAGUAGAUUUUGUGUUGUUUGUAUAACUGCUACUUUGCCUCUUCCGCAAAUGGUUUAUAGCAAAUUUCAGUUUUUACUUUGUGUAUUUUAAAGCAUCCAUUUAUGUGUUUUUAUUAAUUCCCUCCUUCAGACUUAGAACUGGGAGGGGUUUGGGGGGGGUGGGAGGGGGUAGAAAUGCAUUUGUUUCAUGACUUUUCUUUUUUCUUUUUUAACUGAAAACUUAAAGUGAGAGUAUUUUGCCGCUGCGUUGGGCUGUUAAUUCAGCCCCUGAGCUGAAUGCAGUGUACAGCUGGGGAGGAAAACCCACAAAUCCUGUGCAAACCACCCCACAGAAGCGUGCUUCAUGGGGCCUUUCUGAGCACCUGUUUGUCCCGAGUCGUGUGAGACUGCAGGUUGUUGGAAAAGCAGCAUUUCUUUCCCCCAGCUGGGUUUUUGGGAAGAUGCCUGUACACAUUCAGUAGUAUAUUAGGUACCAGUAGGUAGAACUUUAAGCAAAGCAGUGUUUUAAACUAUUUGAGACGUACAGAAACCAAGUCAGUCAAAGGCUGUGUAUCGUAUUCCACACAAGGAUCAGCCCCAUCUAUUUAACUAACUGUGAAAGCUGAUUUAGAAUGUGAAUUUUUAUAAAAAUCUCAAGCUGAUUAGGAGGGGUCGUCAUCUUGGAAUUAAAACUUUAAACCAACUAAAUUCAUUCAUUGAAUCAAUGGUUUGUUUCAUUACUGCCAGUGACAAACAUUGCCUGCUUCAGGAGCGGCCCCACCUCACAGUGCAGUGGUUGUGCUGGGGGGCAGCAGUGCAGAGCAGUGCAGAGCAGUGCAGGUGGCACAGAGUGGAAGCAGCGCUGCUUUGCUGCUGCUGAGCUGCAGUCUGUGUGCUGCAGUCCCAGGGCAGCCUCUGCCUCUUUUGGUUUUCUUCAAGAAAUGAAUAAAAACCUGAACUUUUUUUUUUUUUUUUCCUUCAAUAAGGUUAGGGUUAGAAGGUUAUAUACUCAUAUAUGCUUUUAGUGGAUUUUUAACUUGAUUUUUCUCUACUUAAAGGAAAAUUGCAGUGCCGUCUUCAACUACUUUCCACCAAAUUUUGUGUAUUUCAUAGGGUAGCAAGGAAAGCUACUAAUUGCUAUGAAUGAUGUCUGUUGGUAUCAUUAAUGCAAGGUGCCAUGUUAUCGUGGCUUCUCAGCAGGAAGCUGAGCCUGCUGCUCUCCUGAGAGCCUGAGGAAAUUCAAAUCAGCACAAGAAUGGAGGAGAGGCGGCACGUUGCUUCCCACAUUCCCAAGCCAACUUGUUUAAUUUAGAGCCAUCUUCUUUAGCAAUUCUUAGGUGUAAGACUCCAGACUGUCACCUUUACACUGCAGGUUUCCUUUAAGCCAUGGCAGCAGUGGGCUGGGCUGGCUGUGCUGGUGGUGGUGUACCCAGCUCUGCCCUCUGGGGAGCACAGCUCAAACCACAGCAGUGCCUCGAGCGGCUCCGCUCACUGUCUUGCUACAUAAAAUCUAUUAGUGCCUAUAAGUAAAUGUAUUUCAAAAGGUAAUUUUUUUUUUCAAUUGUGCAUUUUUAGAUAAAUAAAAAAAAAUGAUUUACAAAAUAAA
Coturnix japonica (Japanese quail) is the source of this 3142-nucleotide messenger RNA. Lineage: Eukaryota; Metazoa; Chordata; Aves; Galliformes; Phasianidae. The record is from RefSeq and is a predicted model, not a curated record.